AUCGAAAUCGAAACUUCACCAUCUCAAUUCUAAAAAUUUGCCUUCCAACUUUUCCAAGCAGCUUAUAACGUCACAGUACGAGUAACAACGUCUAUAUCUAGCAGAGCAUGCACCCUCCUUCUGCUCUUCCAAAUUCAUCAAUUUCUACAACUCCCACAACAACAACACCAUACAAACCCACAAACAAAAUAGCAAUCCCAAUCCCAAACAACACAAUCUACAACCUCCCAAGAACCCUCUCCGACUUUAUCACAAACCAUCCCAAACUCCCCCCCACAGAAACCCCUCAAGAACCCUUAUUCCAAAACCCACUCUCCCAACAACCCACCCUCCAAACCCCCUCACCAACAACCUCAACAACCACCCUCCAAUCCCCAAAACCUCCUCCCAAAAUGUCUCUCCGCUCCUCUCCCCGCAACAGGGUAACCGCAACCCACACCACCAAACCCACCUUGAUGACCCGUCUCCAUGGCCGCAACGCAACCACACGCACCACCAAGACAACAACCACCACCCAUCCUACUCACCAUAAUACCCAUACGACUGGCCAUCAUACCACAGCUGGUCACCAUACUGCCGUUGCUCCGAGAACUACUCGGAGAUCGGGAUGGGGUGGUAGACGGACGGCUCGGACGGCGCAUACUGCUCAGCCGGUUGUGCAUCAUAAGAGGCAUGCUACGCUUGGUGAUAAGGUUUCUGGUGCGAUGAUGAAGUUGAGGGGUUCUUUGACGAGACGUCCGGGUUUGAAGGUAUGACUCUUCCUCUUUCUUCCUUAUCCUUUCUUUUCUUUUCUUCCAAUACUAAAAGGUUAAAUAGGCUGCUGGUACGAGACGUAUGCAUGGAACUGAUGGACGGGGAAGUCGCCGAGUCUAUUAGAAUGUGUCGUACCUACGAGUACAUUUUCAUGACAGCCUCGGAUUUGGAGAUGAGAAUUUGAUGAAUGGAUGACUAAAUGAUUCGUUGGCCUUUUUUGAAUUGCUUGGUUGGCUGGUGUAGGUUUACUUUUGUAAUGUAUUGUAUGAUAUUACUUGUAUGAUGAUAGAUACCCGGGUGGAAAUUUGGAUUUGGAUGGGGAUUAGGUUAGCAAGCAAGCAAGCAAUCGAGCAAUUUUAC
Hymenoscyphus albidus is the source of this 1113-nucleotide messenger RNA. The record is from the annotation of a GenBank genome assembly. Lineage: Eukaryota; Fungi; Ascomycota; Leotiomycetes; Helotiales; Helotiaceae.